AUGUGUGAGGUCCAGGGGGUAGUGGAGGACAACAUCAGAUGGAUUGUUCGAGCAGGAAUGAUGAGCUUUUGGCAUGACAACUGGAUAGGGUCCGGUCCAUUGUGUCAUCGAGUGGAGGUAUUCCAGAACCAGCAGGUAGCGGAUUUUGUUACUGGUGGUGAAUGGAACGCCCAGUUACUCUCACAAGUUCUACAGCCAGAGCUAGUUCAGCUAGUGACGGCGAUUGCCGCUCCGACGCUUCAGGGGGAGGAUAGGAUGGUGUGGAUGUUAACCCCUACUAGGGAGUUCUCAAUUGCUUCGGCUCUAUCGCUUAUACGCUCUCAAGCUAAUAGGUCUCUCGGAACCACCUGCAUUUGGCACAGGUUCUUACCAUUCACGGUCUCUUUUUUCAUGCUCCGCCUCCUUUCAGAUAGGUUACCCUUACUUGAACAGUUACGACGUUUUGGUGUCCAAGGUCCAUUUCGAUGUGCCUGCUGCGCCAACCCCCAGGAGGAACGGUUGAACCAUGUGUUUUACACAGGGGAGGCUGCCCGGCAAGUGUGGAAGGCAUUUGAAGUCCCAGAUGGGAGAAACUCUCGUAUCUGCUCAGCCCGCCAUAUGGCAAUUGCGUGGUGGAUAUGCCCAGCGCCGAACAGGUACUUGGCGUUUGUCUAUCGCCUCUUGCCUUCUUUGAUCUGUUGGGAACUGUGGAGAGCAAGAACUAGUGCUUUAAUGCAAGGAGGGAGGUCAGAGGGGGGUGUAGUGGUUGACUGGACCUUGUCGAGGGUGAGGGAUCUAUUGCACUUACAAUUCCCUUCGCUUUCAUGGGCCCAUGGUUCUUGGGGGGAUUUGUACGCGGAUUUGGCAGGGCUCAGUGGAGGGGGAGGGCUUUUACGAGAUUCUCAGGGGGGCUUUCUACUUGGUUUUUCCUGUUUCCUUGGCAUCACCACCAGCCUACACGCCGAGUUACAGGCCUUACUGUAUGGGGUAAAACUUUGUGUAGAUUGGGGCUACAGGGAGCUCCACCUGGAGGUGGACUCCUUAAUCCUGGUUCAGAUCAUAUCAGCGGAGCUUGCAUGCCCCUGGCGUUUGCAGGUGGAAUUGGACGAUUUGUUGCAGCAUCAGAGCUUGUUUCGAUCAAUAACACAUUGCUUUAGGGAAGCGAAUAAACCAUCCGACAGGCUGGCUAAGAUGGGUGCUGAUCGGGGCAGGGAUGUUUUGUUUGAGUCCUUUGCAGAGCUACCUCCUAUGGCGCGUGGUGACAUACGGAUGGAUAGGUCUGGCUUUCCUAGCUUUCGGAGAAGGAUUAUGUAG
Molecule: messenger RNA, 1293 nt
Organism: Coffea arabica (coffee)
Lineage: Eukaryota; Viridiplantae; Streptophyta; Magnoliopsida; Gentianales; Rubiaceae
Source: RefSeq, a predicted model, not a curated record